Molecule: messenger RNA, 1850 nt
Organism: Phymastichus coffea
Lineage: Eukaryota; Metazoa; Arthropoda; Insecta; Hymenoptera; Eulophidae
Exons: 6
Coding region: 326-1072 (248 amino acids)
Source: RefSeq, a predicted model, not a curated record
UAUCCCGAACGGCUCGUACUCGUAAGAACCAAAUAUCUAUAUUGCUGCUCGAUCGAAAGUGCCGCGUCAACUAUCAAAAGUGUUAUCGUUCCAUUUAGCUGUUUUAUGUUUAAUAAUAUUAAUUUUUUAUCUAUAUUAUUUUUGACUAAUAUUAUUAAUUGACUGAAAUUUUAUCUAUAAAGGUGAAUACUUAAUGUUGAUAUCAAAUAAUUUACAUUAAACGUGUAAUUCGUAGUAAUAUCUCAUCAUUGCAUCUAUUCAAGUAUGAAUUUGAUUCAUUUUUGAAUGCAAAAGAUAGAAUAGUAAAUUGAGUAGUAUUUGUAGAAUGAGUAUAGACAGUAUGAGAAUGGGAGGAGGACGUUGUCCUCCCCUUCUUGUUGGAGGUCUUCUCAUUGCCUGUAUUAUGAUGGUUUGCAACUGGUGGACUUUAUCUUCUACUAACUUGGAGCUUCUUAGGCAAAUUGAUGAAUUGAAUGAACAGAUUAAAAUAAGUGUCGAGGAAAGAGAUCAAUGUGUAACACAACGAGGUAUAUAUGAAAAACAAUUAAAAGAUUGUACUGAUGAUGCCAGAACAACUCAUGUCAAACUAUCACAAGUUAAUGAAAACUUAUCUACAUGCAAUGAAGAGUUAAAAUCCCACAAACAGCUUGAUGUUACAAAAACUGCUACACUUGAAACAUUAAGAAUAGAUAAACAAAUGUUAGAAGAGCAAAAUGAAAAGCUCAAAGAUGAAAUCAAACAAGCAAAGAGUGAGAUAGAAAAACUGAAACUCACAAUAAAUGCUCCUCCACAGAAACAAACUCCAAUAUUACCUAUUAUUAGAAUCCUAGAAAAGUCCAAGCCAGAUAAUAAGACGUCUAUAGAUGGAGCACCUCCAAAUCCACAGAUGAAUGCACCUCCAAAUGCAGAAAAUUUAGAGCCUCUAAAUCAAGAUUUACAAGAUACUGACAACAGUAAUUAUCUAGAUAAUGCAGCAGAAGUUAAUGAUGCUGCCAACGUAGUAGAUCCAGGUUUGAGUAUGAAAUUAAUCUCUGACAUAAAUGUUAAAAGUGUACGCAAAACCAAAAAAUAGUAAGUUACAUAGGUACUAGCUAUUACAAUUCAAUAUCACUUAAAACAAUCACAGAAAUAUUGUAAAAAAUUGGUUUUUCUGAGUAUUGUAAAGUUUCUAUUGUAUGAUAAGUCAAUUAAUUGAAUCGCACAAAGUGCGUUAAAUGACGAAUCAGUGUAAGCGUUAAAUGAUGCAUAGAAUGAAAAAAGUCAAAUUUUGUAGAAGAAUAUUCUAAUGUAAUUAUUGAAAGACUGAGACAAUUUGUAACAGGAAUUUGAUUAUGUUAAGUAUUGCACCAAAAAUGAAAAUCAGAUAUGACAUUUUUUAAGCUUUGGAGAAUGUUAUCAUUUUUUAAUUAUUGUUAUAUUCUGAAAUAAGGUAGAGAACAAAUAAAUAGAUUGUAAGAAUUUUACAUGCCAUUCUGUAUAUUUGAUUUGCUGCGAUAAUUUAACAGAAAAACAUACAUUAUAAAUUGUUUUUCGUAUUUUAGCCUAUAUUCUACAGGUUGUUCCCAUGGCGUACAAUUAUUAUUGCUGACAUUCUCACGCAUGAUAGUCGCUGCAUUUACUCAAAUUAUCUUGAAUAAUAAUAUUGUGCAAAUUAUUUGAACAUACUUAGGACGUGAGAAAGUAUUUCAUAUUGUCAAUACACAAUAAUGCCUUGAAAUGUCGCAAAAUACAAUUUACAAAAAUUGAUAAUUUUAUUUUGAUUAUUUCUUCUUAAAAUUUGAUUCGUCAUAAUACUCAUUUGAAUGCAGAUGAAAUUUACAUAAAAACUUUUUUGUAAACUUUUGUGAGGA